This is a messenger RNA of Postia placenta MAD-698-R-SB12, 1623 nucleotides long. RefSeq lists its product as hypothetical. Bases 1 to 1623 code for a protein of 540 amino acids. Gene Ontology annotation, molecular function: iron ion binding; oxidoreductase activity, acting on paired donors, with incorporation or reduction of molecular oxygen; monooxygenase activity. Lineage: Eukaryota; Fungi; Basidiomycota; Agaricomycetes; Polyporales; Adustoporiaceae. The transcript is spliced from 13 exons. The record is from RefSeq and is a predicted model, not a curated record.
AUGUCCGUGAUUGCUUGGGCUUUCGGCGCCGCGCUCGUCGCCUUCAGCUGUUGGAAGCUGCUCAAGAUAUCCGGGUUACUGCAGCCAUACAUGUCGCCGCUCGGUGACAUCCCGGGGCCACCGAGCCCAAGCUUCCUGUACGGAAACAUGCAUGAGAUCCAGAACUCCGAGACCAGCAUAGUGCGCGAGCAAUGGGUCGACAUGUAUGGACCGACACUGAAGUACAAGGGCUGGUUGAACGUCGAUAGGCUAUAUACGCUCGACACCCGUGCAAUCCACCAUGUGCUCACUCACUCGCAUGAUUACCCGAAGAUGGAGCUAUCCCGCUAUUUUCUGACACAAGUCACCGGGAACGGCCUUAUAGUUGCUGAAGGCGACCUGCACCGCAAACAGAGACGCGUCAUGAACCCGGCAUUCGGCCCCACGCAGAUCCGUGGCGUGACCAAGAUCUUCGUGGAUAAGGCGCACCAGUUACGGGCGCUAUGGACCGCAACACUCGAGCUUACCGGUGGGCCGGCGCGUAUCGACGUGCUGAGCGGGCUCACCAAGGUCACACUCGACGUCAUCGGGCUUGCAGGCUUCAACAUCGACUUCGGCUCACUCAAUCCCAACGGGCAUGCUCGUCACAGCGAGCUCACGGACGCAUUCAACGUCAUGUUUGGGGCGCUCGGCGACACGCGCACGAGCCUCUUCCGCGCGAUGAAGGCAUACCUCCCGCCCUUGCGCCUGAUCCCAGACAGCACAUCAGCGCGCGUCACCGCCGCUCGAAAGGUGAUUGACCGUGUCGGAAUGCAGCUUAUUAUGGAGAAGAAGGCCGAGGUAAUCAAGGCCGAGCGGACAGGCGAGAAGGAUACUCUCCACAGCCGGGACCUGCUGACGCUCCUCAUCCGCGCCAACAUGAGCACCGACAUCCCGGAGAACCAGCGGCUCUCAGACGCGGAGGUGCUUGCCCAGAUCCCGACGUUCCUCGCCGCAGGCCACGAGACGACCUCCAACUCGACUGCGUGGUGCCUGUAUGCGCUCGCACAGCACCCCGCUGUGCAGUCAGCCCUGCGCGACGAGCUGCUGUCAGUGCCGACGGACAGUCCGAGCAUGGACGACCUGAAUGCGCUGCCAUACCUCGACGCGGUCGUGCGCGAGACCAUGCGGCUGCACGCGCCGGUGAGCUCGACGAUGCGCUACGCCGCGAAGGACGAUGUGAUCCCUCUCGCCGCGCCGUACACGGACCGGAACGGGGAGGUGUGCGAUGGCAUCCGGGUGUCGAAAGGCAGUCCCAUCAUCAUCCCGAUCCUUGCGAUGAACCGAUCGAAGGCGGUGUGGGGCGAGGAUGCGCAUGAGUUCCGCCCAGAGCGGUGGGAAAGUACCAUCGAGACGGCGCAGCACAUGCCGGGUGUGUGGGCGCACAUGAUGAGCUUCCUCGGAGGGCCGCGUGCGUGCAUCGGGUACCGCUUCUCCCUUGUUGAGAUGAAAGCGCUGAUGUUUGUGCUUGUGCGUGGGUUCGAGUUUGAGCUGGCCGUACCGAUCUGCAAGAAGCGGAUGCUUGUGCAGCGGCCGUUCGUGUCUGACGAGAUGGACAAGGGUGCGCAGCUGCCGCUGCUCGUCAAGCCGUACGUACGCGCGUGA